GUGCACCGAGCUGUAUGUAUGCUUUCGAACACAACUUCUAUAGCCGAAGCAUGGGCAAGGCUAGAUCAUAAGUUCGAUCUUAUGUAUGCUAAGCGGGCUUUUGUACACUGGUACGUGGGCGAAGGCAUGGAAGAAGGUGAAUUCACAGAAGCACGAGAGGACUUGGCUGCGUUAGAACGGGAUUAUGAAGAGGUGAGCCGUGAUUCCGCUACACUUGAAGAGGACGAAUACUAG
Cylicostephanus goldi is the source of this 234-nucleotide messenger RNA. The record is from the annotation of a GenBank genome assembly. NCBI's taxonomy places the organism in Eukaryota, Metazoa, Nematoda, Chromadorea, Rhabditida, Strongylidae.